This is a messenger RNA of Acanthosepion pharaonis, 486 nucleotides long. Lineage: Eukaryota; Metazoa; Mollusca; Cephalopoda; Sepiida; Sepiidae. The record is from the annotation of a GenBank genome assembly.
AUGUCUUUAUUUUCUCUUUGUUCUUCUCUCGUGUUUCUCUUCUCUCUAAUUUUUGUCUCAAUUUUUCAGUUCCUUUCCGUAUUUUUCUAUUCUUUCUUUCGCUUUUCAUUCUCGCCUCGCCGUCUUAAUUUAAUUUCUUUAUCCUUACUUUUCUCUUGUUUUCCUUCCCUUUUCUUUCUAUUGGUCCUUGUUUCGUGUAAUCUCUUGCCUCUUUUUAAAAAAAAAAUUUUCUCUCUCUUUAUCCUUUCUCUCUAUUUAUCCUUUCUCUGUCCUAUGUCCGUUUUCUAUCUUUUUGUUUUCUUCCUUUGUCUUUUUCUUUCUUUGCUACUUGUUUACUCCAACCAUGACACCGCGGAAACGAUAAAUAGCAGCAGCAAUCUAUCUAUCUAUCUAUCUAUCUAUCUAUCUAUCUAUCUAUCUAUCUAUCUAUCUAUCUAUCUAUCUAUCUAUCUAUCUAUCUAUCUAUAUAUAUAUAUAAUGUUAUAA